This is a messenger RNA of Thunnus maccoyii (southern bluefin tuna), 1019 nucleotides long. RefSeq names its product tryptase-2-like. Gene Ontology annotation, biological process: proteolysis. Bases 55 to 879 code for a protein of 274 amino acids. NCBI's taxonomy places the organism in Eukaryota, Metazoa, Chordata, Actinopteri, Scombriformes, Scombridae. The transcript has 5 exons. Gene Ontology annotation, molecular function: serine-type endopeptidase activity. The record is from RefSeq and is a predicted model, not a curated record.
UCUCUCCAGCUGUGUGUAUAAAGCUUAGGGCCACUGCCUCACUCCAUCACAGCCAUGGCUUUCUGCAAACUACUGACUGUGCUGGUCCUGAUCCACAACACUGGAGGUUUGCUUGGGGCUGAGGUGAAGAGCUCCAUCGUUGGGGGGAAGGAUGCUGUAAAGGACAGAUGGCCGUGGAUGGUUCACAUAAACAUCACAACAUCUGAUGGCCACGAUAAGUGGCGCUGCGGCGGCUCCAUCCUCAGCGAUCAGUGGGUGCUGACUGCUGCAAGCUGUUGGGAUAACCAGCGUUAUCCUGACUUGCAUCGAUCAAUGGUUUUUGUUGGCGCAUACAAGCUGCACGAGUUGGCUACACGUUACGUGGGUGUAAAUAGUGUCAUCAAACACCCUCAGUACCAAUCCUUUGGCGGAGGUUAUCAGAACAACAUCGCCCUGGUCAAGCUGACGAAAAAGUUGACUCAAGGACAGGGUGGACGGGUGAAUCUGUCCGAGGCCAACGUCAACCUUCAUGCAUCAUCUGACUGUUGGAUCGCUGGCUGGGGCAACAUUAAGAAUGAUGCUCCACUGCCGUCUCCAGAAACCCUUCAGGAGCUGAAGAUUCCCAUCAUCUCUGAUAAGGAUUGUAAGGCGGCGUAUCCUUGGCUGACUUCUAAAGAGCUGUGUGCAGGGGACAAGGCAAGAGACAAGAACACCUGCACGGGGGAUGAAGGCGGCCCGCUGGCGUGUAGUGUUGGUGGUCGCUUUGUGCAGGCAGGCAUUGUGAGUUAUGAGAGCUGUAAACGCAGUGAGGGCCCUGGCCUCUACACCAAAGUGUCUGAGUAUCUGGACUUCAUCAACCGUUACAUCCACCGCGGCGAGGAAGCUUCAGCCGAGGUCUAAAGUCGACUCACCAGACAACCCGCCUUACUCUUUCUAGUUUUUCUCGGAUUGUUCUGUCAGUCCAUGCAGUCAUUUACACUGGAUGACAUGUACUCUGCUUUCCUCAACUAAAUUCUUUGCAUUAAAGCUUUUAAGCAUCA